CUACAGGAAGCUGAAGCAGCCUUAAGCGGUGGGGGCGGACAUAUGUGGGCACCUGAGGUUAAGAACAGCGGAUUCAUGGUAAAACGUCAGCUCCCCGCGCGGGAGCUUCAACGGACCCGUGUCUCUCCCGCGACGUGGAUACUGGUGAUGGCGCCAGAUCCGUCGCUGGUAAGUCUCCAUAAUUGUGCGCCGACGAGUCGAUGCUCAUGAAUCCCCCCACCCCCGCUGUAAGGACUACCCACUUUUGUCCGUCUUCCUUUCCGCUGCAUGAAGUAGGUAAGCAAAGCAGCUAUCUUCGGUAUCUGUCUAUCCUGCCCAGACUCGGUAUUCUGCUUAUGACUAUGAGUCCUUUCUCCGCCUACUAUCCGCCCACGAUGUCAGGAGUACAGCGUUGAUGGAGAGAUAAACGGAUAUGGAUCCCACGCCGUCUGAUGUGACCUCACUUGUCAGCAGGGUACGUCUAACUCCCUGGCGAAGGGCCUGUGUAGCUUGUUCCAGGGCGAAGCGCCAAUGUACCAAGCAGGUGCCAAGAUGUCGACGAUGCGUAGAGAAGGGACUACACUGCGCCUAUCUUCCACCACGGCGGCCAGAACUGUCUCCUACUACGGCGGGGGCUGAGUGGCCGCCACUCCACUCCGACGAUACCGCUCUACGUCUUGAUGGGAGUCUAUUAGCUGCGUCGGAUGUACCGAACCCCCUUACUAUGCCAGGGGGCUCCGCCUUUGAAUUCAUCCAGAUGGCAGAAGCGGACUUAGAAGGCCUCGAGUUGCCUACUGACUUUGGUCCUUCGAGACGAUCUCAACCCAUAAUCCCGUCUGAUAAUGGCCAAGUCAGUCUACGAGACGUCUGGUUCUUAGCCCCUGAGACUUGGAUCGCCGAAUUCACCGAGCCGCCUCCUACAACGCUCCGCGAGACCGAAAAGUCUCUUAAACAGUACAUCGAGAGUGUACAGUCGUGGAUGCGGCAAUGGGUGACGGAGGGUCACAGCCCACUUCACCACCGCGAACUGUAUUCGUUCCACAUGCCACGGCACACUCAAGAUGCGUACACGGCGAUGGCCACAUAUAUGGGCAAGACUCAAGGAAACCAGGCUACAGUGCGCCAGAUUCUGGAGGACCGCGUUUCACAGUUACUGCAGGACCAAGUGGUCGCAGCAUCUCUAGGCACUGAAGCGAGCAACGGCAGCGGACUAAGUAUCUUCGCUCACGUGAGCCGUGUGCAGUCCUUGCUAUGCUACCAGCUCAUCCGCCUGUAUGACGGCGACAUCCGUAUGCGCGGGCAAGCCGAGACCCUGAUUCCGACUAUGUACUUAUGGAAUAAACAGAUGCUUGAGAGUGCGAAGGGCAGCUUGGGGCGACCUGAGCUUUUCCUCACUUCCUCGCCCUUCGAAGUGGAUGGUUCGAUCGAUGCUGCAGUAGGCGGCUGCCCCCUUGUCUCACCAAAGGCCGUAUGGCGCGCCUGGAUUAUGGCCGAAAGCGUUCGGCGUACUUGGCAGGCUACGACUGUCGUGCAAGAAGUUUACAAGUUCUUCAAGGAUGGGUGGUCGGAAUGUCCAGGUAGACUGCAGAGUACGAUGCGGAGGGCACUAUGGGACGCGUCGACGGCGUAUGCGUGGGCAAGGGAGCUUGGUGCUGACAAGAACCCGCUUCUUGUGUCUAUGGCGAAGCUGGAAGAGGUAUUGCCCCAGAUUACCCCCGCCGAGGUCGAUGAUUUCAACAUUGCGUGCAUUGGACUCUACGGAAUGGAAAGGAUGGAUCGGUGGCUGGAAGAAAAGGGGCGUUUCCAACCCCAGCUUUUGUCAAGUCCGGAGAACAUGUUGUAUGGGUUCUAACUAAGCUGGAACAUACAACAGAUGUUCGAAAGCCGCACUUGGGAGAUGUAGUAUAUACACAUCUCUACUGAGAUCGGCUAAUGACGCUCUAUUGCACUUAAUCUAGCCUAUUAAGGGGCAGUCAAGCUCCUAAGCCCUUCAGUGGAUAUGGUUUUAUGCGGCAGCAUUGUGCAUGUCGUAUACAUCCAACCGCCAUGGGCGGUUAGGUAUUGACUCGUUAGAGGCGGCUAGGCAUCAAGUGCAUCGGCACAUGAGGGGAGCAUACCCUGUUAGCAUGCAUAACAGAUGAGAUAAAAGGGUAUUGAUCCCAAUUGUGACACAUCUAAAGCCAUAUCGCUACACUGCGAGUAUAUAGUCUGUCAUGUUGAAGGGGAUUUUUUUAAGGACCCAAAGUAUUAGGAUCUGAAGAGAAAAUGGAAUGCGAAGGAUGAGAAAGAGGACUGACACCAACUUUGGGAUAGAAUCUCAUUCACUAUUCAUGGAGUGGCACUCGGACUCUCUAGCCACCUAACCAAAGAGCUGAUGGCUAUAGAGCGAUCCUCUAGGUUGUGGAAUUAAGGAAUGGCUGCGAGGAAAGUUCCAUCGGAGAUGAGCUCUUGUGUUAUGUUUUCAUAUUACCCCCAAUCUGUGCUGCUAGCCGCUUCGCUAUUUGACUUCUCAUAGAAUCUCUAGCAAUCGAAUGU
Xylaria bambusicola is the source of this 2514-nucleotide messenger RNA. RefSeq lists its product as uncharacterized. The record is from RefSeq and is a predicted model, not a curated record. Bases 413 to 1831 code for a protein of 472 amino acids. The transcript has a single exon. Gene Ontology annotation, biological process: regulation of DNA-templated transcription. Gene Ontology annotation, molecular function: DNA-binding transcription factor activity, RNA polymerase II-specific; zinc ion binding. Lineage: Eukaryota; Fungi; Ascomycota; Sordariomycetes; Xylariales; Xylariaceae.